Messenger RNA from Fundulus heteroclitus (mummichog), 1511 nucleotides. RefSeq names its product arsenite methyltransferase (gene as3mt). Gene Ontology annotation, cellular component: cytosol. Gene Ontology annotation, molecular function: arsenite methyltransferase activity. The record is from RefSeq and is a predicted model, not a curated record. The transcript has 11 exons. Lineage: Eukaryota; Metazoa; Chordata; Actinopteri; Cyprinodontiformes; Fundulidae. The coding region runs from base 104 to 1234 and encodes 376 amino acids. Gene Ontology annotation, biological process: toxin metabolic process; arsonoacetate metabolic process.
CCAGCAGGGGGCGCAGCAGAGCAGGAAGUGGAAUCCAGCUUGUGUUUUCAGACGACACACAAGUUCACUGGUUAGGCUUUAAACUGUGUAUGCACUCGUAAUAAUGGCUCACAACAGCAGUGGCAGUGGUUUCUCUGACAGCAGCGUUCACGUGGAUGUUAAGGAUUAUUAUGGGAAGAGGCUCCAGAAGACCUCGGACCUGAAGACAGGUGCCUGUGUAGCUCCGGCCCAGCCUCUCCCAGCCUUUGUUCGUGAAGCCCUGAAGAAAGUUCACCCCGAAGUGACUGCCAGGUACUAUGGUUGUGGUUUGGUGGUGCCGGAGGGCUUGGAAGGCUGCAGGAUACUGGACCUGGGCUGCGGAAGUGGAAGGGACUGCUUUAUGUUGAGUUUGCUGGUUGGGGAGAAAGGUCAUGUCACUGGAAUUGACAUGACUGAGGCCCAGCUCGAAGUGGCCAGAAAAUAUACGGAUUAUCACAUGAAGGAGUUCGGCUACAAGGAGCCAAACGUCAGGUUCGUCCAGGGCUACAUGGAGGCUUUAACCGAGGCGGGGCUGCAAAAGAACUCCUUUGAUAUCAUCAUUUCAAACUGCGUGGUGAACCUCUGCCCAGACAAGAAGCGGGUUCUGGCUGAAGCGCACAGUGUACUCAAGGAUGGGGGUGAGCUGUACUUCAGUGACAUCUACUCCAGUGGAAGACUGACGGAGGAAAUUAAAAACCACAAAGUGCUGUGGGGUGAAUGUCUGGGCGGAGCCCUGUGGUGGAAGGAUCUGCUGCAGCUGGCUGAGGAGGUGGGCUUCAGUCAGCCGCGGCUGGUGACGGCCAGCAUCCCUACGGUUGACGACGAACAGCUGCGAGACAUACUGGGGGACUUCAAGUUUGUUUCGGCCACAUACCGUCUGUUCAAAGUCCCUAAAGGCAACGCCGAGACCUGCCAGGUCAUAUAUAACGGAGGCAUUACCGGGGCAGAGGACCGCUUCCAGUUUGACAGUCGCUACACCUUUAAGACCGGUGAAGUGGUGGAGGUGGAUGGAGAAGCAGCCUGCAUCCUAAAACAUUCCAGGUUUGCAGAAGACUUCACUUUCCAGCCACCAGGGGGCUCCUGUGAGCCUUGUUGCGUCAAACCUAAGGCUGACACGGUGGAUCCUUUUGAACUGGCCCUUCAGUCGGGCAGCCAAGGCCUCGGUCCAGCCACGGGGGGAUGCUGCAGCACAAAAACUGCUGACUGCUGCAAAUGAUCGCAGCCCUGAGGAAUACAGCAGCAUCCUGGAUUCCCAAGUAUAGUAGCAGUUUAGCUGCUAUGUAGCUGCAAUGUUUAGAAUCAUAUUCCAGAUCAUGAGUUUUAUUUGUGCUUAUUUCAUGCACAUUUCCGUUUUCUUUUCUUUUGUCGUUGCAAAGAUUAAGCUGAAACGGUUCAGACGAAUAAGGUACAAAUUUUAUCCCAAUGGUAGAUCAUGGUGGACAUUUACUGACUGAUUAAAAACCCUAAAAUAAAGAUUUAAAAAAAAAAAAAAA